UUUCUCGACAUUUUCAGUGUUGAAAAUAGUUUUGCUUGUUGAUGUAUAUUUAUUACAAAUAUUUUAUUUUUCCUUUUCCUUUUUAGAUGUGUGAAUAUAUAUGUGGAAGAAAGCUUAGAUCAAGGGAAGCUAGUAAGAAGGUUGCCAAAAAACAGAAAGAAAAGACAGAUGAGAGUCACUGAAGCAAUUUAAAGUUGCAUAGAAGAGAACAGAAAAGAAGCUCAGACCAAAAGGAGAGCCUUGAAAAUUGUUUUUUAAUUGAUUGCAUAUGUAAAAGGAUAAGCAAACUAUAUAUAGUAGUAAUUUUAUGUAUAAUCUUUUUUUUAAAUUCUACUUUGCAUAUGAAAAUUCCUAUUUAGUUUUUGUUAGGUUUAAAAUUAAAAAAAAUAAUUAAAAAAAAACAGGCCACCUUUUCAGGGAAGUAAUUUUUAUUUUAGUGAUAGCUUUUUAUUUUUUAAAAUAUAUGCAAAGAUAGUUUUCAGCAUUCACCCUUGCAAAAUCUUGUGUUCCAUAUUUUUUUCUGCCUUCUUGCCUCUCUUCCCCCUUCUUCUUGACAGCAAGUAAUCCUACAUAGGUUAAACAUAUACAAUUCUUCUAAACAUAUUUCCACAUUUAUCAUGCUGCACAAGAAAAAUCAGAUCAAAAAGGAAAAAAUGAGAGGAAAAAAACCCAAGCAAACAACAACAGCAACAAAAAAAGACUUGGCUACUAAUGAUUCAACAAACAGAACAGCUUAGCAAAAUAAUGAAGACACAUGCAGAAGACCUUAACUCUGGACCAUUACAUAGGCUCACUAUGAUGAUCAAAGACAAGCAGCAAGUGAAGAAGAGUUAUAUAGGUGUUCACCAGCAAAUUGAGGCAGAUAUGUUCAAGGUCACAAAGACAGAAUUGGAGAAAUUAAAAACAAGCUAUAGGCAAUUAAUAAAAGAAAUGAAUUAUGCCAAAGAGAAAUAUAAAGAUGCUUUGGCUAAAGGGAAAGAAACAGAGAAGGCAAAAGAUCGUUAUGACAAAGCUACAAUGAAACUUCAUGUGUUGCAUAAUCAAUACGUAUUGGCUUUGAAAGCAGCUCAGCUUCAUCAGCAUCAGUAUUAUGAUAAUACACUUCCUCAACUCUUGGAUUCGUUACAAAAAAUGCAAGAAGAAAUGAUAAAUGCAUUAAAAAGUAUAUUUGAUGAAUACAGCCAGAUUACCAGUCUUGUUACAGAGGAAAUAGUCAAUGUCCAUAAAGAGAUUCAGACAUCAGUUGAACAGAUUGACCCUAGCACGGAAUACAACAAUUUCAUAGAUGUUUACAGAUCACCAGCUAUUGAGGAGCAAGAAAUUGAAUUUGAUGCUUCUUUACUUGAAGAAAAUGAAAGUCUUCAGGCUAAUGAGAUCAUGUGGAAUAAUUUAACAGCAGAGAGUUUGCAAAUAAUGUUGAAAACUGUUGAAGAAGAAUUGAUCCAAACACAACAGAUGCUUUUAAACAAGGAGGAAUUAGUCCUGGAACUAGAAAAGAGUAUUGAAGAAUCUUCUAAGACCUGUGAAAAGAAGUCUGAUAUUGUGCUUCUGCUGAGCCAAAAACAGGCACUAGAAGAACUAAAACAGUCAGUACAGCAGUUAAGAUGUGCUGAGACCAAGUUCACAGCACAAAAAGAACUCCUUGAACAAAAGGUGCAAGAGAAUGAUGGAAAAGAGCCACCUCCUGUCUUCAAUUAUGAAGAAGAUGCUAGAUCCGUUACAUCUAUGGAAAGGAAGGAAAAGUUAUCUAAAUUCGAGUCACUUCGCCACUCCAUUGCUGGAAUGAUUCGGUCUCCCAAAUCUAUGUUGGGCUCUUCAUCAUUCUGUGAUGUAAUAUCAGCAUGUGACAAGCCAUUGGUAGAACAGGAUUGGUACCAUGGUGCAAUUCCCAGAAUAGAAGCACAGGAACUCUUAAAGCAACAAGGAGACUUCUUGGUUCGGGAGAGUCACGGGAAACCUGGUGAAUAUGUCCUGUCUGUGUUUUCAGAUGGACAACGAAGACACUUUAUUAUACAGUUUGCUGAUAAUCUAUAUCGGUUUGAAGGAACUGGAUUUACAAACAUUCCUCAACUUAUAGAUUUUCAUUAUACAUCAAAGCAAGUCAUAACUAAGAAAUCAGGUGUAGUCCUGCUGAACCCUGUUGUUAAGGAUAAGAAAUGGGUCCUUAGUCAUGAAGAUGUCACAUUGGGAGAACUAAUAGGCAAGGGUAAUUUUGGUGAAGUGUAUAAGGGAACAUUAAAGGAUAAAACUCCUGUUGCUGUAAAAACUUGUAAAGAAGAUCUUCCUCAGGAACUGAAAAUAAAAUUUUUACAGGAGGCCAAAAUACUCAAACAAUAUGACCAUCCUAAUAUUGUCAAGCUUAUAGGAGUUUGCACACAAAGACAACCCAUCUACAUCAUCAUGGAACUUAUUCCAGGAGGUGAUUUCCUUUCCUUUUUGAGAAAGAAGAAAGAUGACAUAAAACUCAAACAUUUAGUGAAAUUUGCAUUAGAUGCUGCUUCUGGUAUGGCAUAUCUUGAGAGUAAAAACUGUAUACACAGGGACCUUGCUGCAAGAAACUGCUUAGUAGGGGAAAAUCAUAUUCUGAAAAUCAGCGACUUUGGAAUGUCUCGUCAAGAAGAUGGUGGCAUAUAUUCAUCUUCUGGCUUAAAGCAAAUUCCCAUCAAAUGGACUGCUCCAGAGGCCCUCAAUUAUGGAAGAUACAGUUCUGAAAGUGAUGUGUGGAGCUUUGGUAUCCUUUUGUGGGAAACUUUCAGUUUAGGAGUCUGUCCAUAUCCUGGGAUGACCAAUCAACAUGCUCGGGAGCAAGUGGAGCAAGGAUACCGGAUGUCAGCUCCUCAGAAGUGUCCUGAAGACAUUUAUAAAAUAAUGCUGAGAUGUUGGGACUACAAACCUGAAAACCGCCCCAAGUUCAGCGACCUUCAGAAAGAGCUACUUACCCUCAAGAAAAAAGUGACAUAGGGAUGAAGUUAUGCCAGACACCAUCUACAAGACUCUAUUUCCCAACAAAGUAAUAUUUUUUCCCUCAUACAAAAUAAGUUUAUACUACAUUACCUGCAGUAGUCUAGAGUUACUUUUUUAAAUUAAUUGGAUUUUUUAAUGUGCCAAUUUGAAAAUGUCCUGAGCAUAUGCAUUUUAAAAAUGGACUGUUCUGCCAAGUGCUGCUUAGCCAAUCACAGCUCUUCUGCUGUACCUGGCCAUCAACCAUAGAAAAGCACAGCCUAUAAAUGUAAGGGAUCAUGGAUCCUAUCUGUUUGACAUGGAUUAGCUACUAUUGAUAUUGCAUAGUUCAUAGUUUGCUCAAUUCAUAGUUUGCUGCCUUAAGUCACAGAGAUCUAAUACAUUGGUGCUAUAAUCUUAAAUGGUGGUGCAUAAUUGGCAGACACAUUCCAGCACAACCUUAUUUAUCUCAUGACUAAGGCAAGAUUAUAUUUUUAGAAUAUUUUCCCAAACUUCUAUUUUCUUAAUAGCUGGCAUCACUUCAGUUGUCAAGGUUUGAAAAUGCAAAAAUGUUUUCUUUAAAAAAUAAUACACUACUACAUUUUACAUUUGAAAA
Antechinus flavipes (yellow-footed antechinus) is the source of this 3556-nucleotide messenger RNA. RefSeq names its product FER tyrosine kinase (gene FER). Bases 712 to 2961 code for a protein of 749 amino acids. NCBI's taxonomy places the organism in Eukaryota, Metazoa, Chordata, Mammalia, Dasyuromorphia, Dasyuridae. The record is from RefSeq and is a predicted model, not a curated record. Gene Ontology annotation, molecular function: non-membrane spanning protein tyrosine kinase activity; ATP binding. Gene Ontology annotation, biological process: cell adhesion; chemotaxis; peptidyl-tyrosine phosphorylation. The transcript has 18 exons.